Molecule: messenger RNA, 2275 nt
Organism: Xenia sp. Carnegie-2017
Lineage: Eukaryota; Metazoa; Cnidaria; Anthozoa; Malacalcyonacea; Xeniidae
Exons: 6
Coding region: 239-2188 (649 amino acids)
Source: RefSeq, a predicted model, not a curated record
UGUAUACUGCCACGUAGAAAAACACUGUUCAUUAUUGAGCAAUCCUUUAACUAACAAGAUUUUUGUAACGAAAUCUGUGAAAUAUAAAGUUUAAUAAAGUUUCAUUCACAUUGACACUGUAUGCAAUAUGGAGUUUGUACCAACGUGGCGACCGAUAUUAAAGCACUCUAUUAUUGCCACAUUUUGAUUAAAUUUCGCUGGUCAUUUUCUUUGAGCACAACUAUCAGUCUCUAAUGUGAUGGAAGCAAGAAUAAAAUCAGCUUUGAGCAUAGUUGUGCAUGUUUGGGAAGGCGAAAAUGAAACAUAUUUUAUUGAUGCAUUCAAGCACAAAUUGGAGACAUUACGCGAGAAUUCGUCAGGAAAUCUUCGCAAGGAUUCGCCAAGAAAUCUUCGCGACAGUUUUUGGCACUUUCAAGAGGGAGUUGUGAAGCUAAAAGUUUUGGAAGGGCGUGCUGCAAAGCAACCAUCGUUGUUAACACCGGAAACAACAACAUCGUUAUCUCAAUCUAAAACGCGCUUUGAACUAGCUGGAAAGAGAGCGAAAGAAGCAUUGGAGGAUGGGUCUUUAAGCAUCGAAGAUAAGAUAACAGCAAGCAAGAUUCGCAUAGCAAGCGCUAUUCUUCAACACUUGGAUAAAUGUGAGUUAGCGACAAGAGAUUUGUUGCGAUGCCUGAAUGAAUUAAACUCAUCGGUUGUCGCGGAAGUAAAGGCCAAAUCUCAAAAAAACUUAAGAGACGAAAUCCUUGACAGUGUAAUACAUAUCAACGUCAAUUUGGCCGAUUUCAUAUUUAAUCACACUUACAAGAGAAUGUAUGUUAUGGAAUGGCCCUUGAUUCAAUAUGGCAAGCAGUUGAUUCAUCCUUUCUUUUUCAAGAACAUCAAUGAAAUUACUGCCACGUCACUACCUUGGUACACAACUGACCUUCGUAAGAAUAUUGAUUUCUUUAACAAGAAAAUGAUCGUAAACAGAGAAGGGGAAUUACUUGUUUUUGAUGGAAAUGAAUUGCAAAAGCUUGACAGCAAUAGCGAGAAGUUUCAAACAUGGUGUACAGAAGGUCUGAAUGUUGAAAAUAGACAAGUUGAAUGCAUGAACGUUGAUGAAAAUGGCAUGGUAUAUCUACUUUUAUAUGGUAAAGACCAUCCGAAUGGCAAUUAUGUGUUGAAACUUUGUUUGGAAAACAGAAUUGUUCAAAAUUGUUCUUUGCAUUUUCUUAAUGACAAAAACUUUAGUAAGAUUUUUCUAGCUGCCACGCCCAAUGACAAAGUUAUCCUUGCUACAGUUAAAAGUUCAGAAGGCAAACGAAGUGAAAUCAAUAUAUAUGUGUGUGACAGUAAAGGUGAACUUAUUAAGUCUUUUGUACCAAAAGUUGAUGAUGAAGUGAAAAGUUUGUCCAUUUCAUCCUGUGAAAAUAUAGCAAUUUUGACAAAUGCAUCUGGCCAAUUUUACCAACUCAUCUUUUUUAAGUUGGAUAAAACGUUUGUCAAAAAGAUAAAAUUUCAUCCACAAGUUGAAGAAAUCAAGGCAUACACUACUCAAGUCAUUUACACUCCCUUUGACAACACUAUCAAAGGUUUUUAUUUUAAAGGGGACAAAUCACACCUUGUUAUUGAAACUUUUUCCAUUGAAACCAAAAAAAUAAAAUGGUUUGUAAUGCUGAAGAAUACAGGAUAUUGUUCAGAAUUAUUUGAUGGUUUGUUUCGUCUUGUUCAUCAUGCAAAUGGAAAGGUGGCUUUGCUUUCAAGUAAAAGUAUAAUUUACAUAAUCAAAGGGAGCAGUGAGCAUGAUGCCAUGGAAGUGAACUUGGAAUGGAAAGAAACCAAUUCCCCGCAUGCAAACACUUCAACCACAGCAGUUAUGAAUUCAGAGCCAUCAGGAAAUCACGAUGCUACAGUAGUGAGUGAUGUUGCCGAAGAUAGUGAUCGCCGGGGAAUUUCUGAAAUAAUAUAUCCUGUAUGGCUGGAGCUUGGUAGAAUGCUGGGCAUACCUGAGGAAAAUUUACAAGAUAGUUUACCUGGUGAAAUAAUAGAUGAUGAAAAUUGUUAUGAGCAUCAUGCCCCUCAACAAUUACCAACUGAGUCUGAUCUGGAAUCAUUUCGUUCAAAAGAUCAGGCAUUUCAAAUGCUGUUGCUUUGGGAAAAGGAAAAAGGAAAAGAUGCUACUAGAAAAAAAAAUUGGCAGAUGCCUUAAUCAGUAUAGGUCGUCGGGAUCUUUCAGAGAAAAUAUUACCAGGGGAAAAAGAAAGCAAGAAUAACGACAUCCAAAGACAAGCAACAG